AAUUUUAUAGUUUUAUGAAGAGAGCGGCUAAUCUUGAUGACUCUCUCUCCUGUCUCACACUCUCUCUCUAAAACAAGCUGUCAGUGUUGAGGUUUUAAGCGGCAAAUGGACCUCAGGCCGAGGCUUCGACAAUCCUUCUCCGGCUUCACGAAAUUCGAGGUUCAAAAAAUGGAGCGAUUACUUGACGAUUAUAAAGAGCAAACUCUAGAAGACGAGUUCUGUAAGAAAUUUGCAAGACUUCUCAAUCGUACGAGCGGUCGUGCUGGAAAACCAGCUGUAAAGUGGACUGAGGUUCAGAGCUGGUUCCAGGAAAAUCAACAGCGGGGCCUCUGUAGAGAGGCUUCGUUUGGUGAAGCUAAGAAGUUACCUGUUGCCCCAGAAACUCUCACUCAGAAUAAAGCAACUGAAAAUGCGAAGAUGCCUGAGGGAGUCGAGGAUGCAGAUUUUUCUAUGCUGGAGUUUGAAGCGAGGUCCUCGAAGGAUGGAGCAUGGUAUGAUGUUGAUACAUUUCUUUCCCACAGAUUUCUCAGUUCCGGAGAAGCUGAACUCCUUUUACGAUAUGUGGGUUUUGGAGCUGACGAAGAUGAAUGGGUGAAUGCACGAGAUUCUGUGAGGGUGCGGUCUGUUGCUUUGGAGCAUACAGAAUGCCAGACAGUAAAGGUUGGGGAUCUAGUAGUGUGCUUCCAGGAGAGACAAGAUCAAGCAAGAUAUUAUGAUGCUCAUGUUCUCGAAAUUCAAAGAAGAUGGCAUGAUAUAAGAGGUUGCAGAUGUCUUUUCUUGAUUAGAUACGAACAUGACAAUGCAGAGGAAAGGGUCCGUUUAAGGAGACUAUGUCGCCGGCCUACCAUAAUGGCGAAGUUAAAGUAAUAUUAGCUGCCGUGAAGAUGUGCUGUUUUAUACACAUCAAGGUUCAAAGGUUUGAGUCGUCGUGCAAUCCACCGGUUUUCUUUUCUUUAUUUGCUCGUUCUUGGCUCUACUGUCUAUCGCGUCCUAUGCUCGUAUUAGUCCAAGUUGCUAACUAUGAAUAUGAUCUUUGCAUUUGUGUACUGUAAUUCUGGAAGAAAAAGAAAAAAAACGUAGUUUGAAACGUGCAAGAUUUACCUUUA
Molecule: messenger RNA, 1106 nt
Organism: Salvia miltiorrhiza (redroot sage)
Lineage: Eukaryota; Viridiplantae; Streptophyta; Magnoliopsida; Lamiales; Lamiaceae
Product: protein SAWADEE HOMEODOMAIN HOMOLOG 1-like
Exons: 9
Coding region: 106-867 (253 amino acids)
Molecular function (GO): chromatin binding
Source: RefSeq, a predicted model, not a curated record